Molecule: messenger RNA, 990 nt
Organism: Recurvomyces mirabilis
Lineage: Eukaryota; Fungi; Ascomycota; Dothideomycetes; Mycosphaerellales; Teratosphaeriaceae
Exons: 4
Coding region: 1-990 (329 amino acids)
Cellular component (GO): cytoplasm
Molecular function (GO): oxidoreductase activity, acting on the CH-OH group of donors, NAD or NADP as acceptor
Source: RefSeq, a predicted model, not a curated record
AUGGCAGCUCCGCCAACAGAAUCCGUUCCCUUUUCCGUCAAUGGCAAGACCGCCAUCGUAACAGGCGCUGGAUCUGGAAUCAACUAUUGUUUCGCAAAAUUACUGCUCUCCCGCAACUGCAAUGUAGUCAUCGCCGACCUAAGCCUCCGCCCCGAAGCCCAGAAAGUCGUCGACGAGCAUCAAUCGAAAGAGGAGGGCAAGCCGAGAUGUGUAUUCGUCAAGACGGAUGUUGUGCAAUGGGGAGACCUCGACAACAUGUUCGCAACGGCGGACACAGAGUUUGGAGGAGCAGAUAUUCCACACUGGACGAACUUCUGGCAUCCACCCGGCACUGCCAAGUCGAAAGACUCGGCCAACCCACCCGAUGGAGUAGGCCACUACGCCUUACUCGACAUCAACAUCACCCACCCAAUCCGUGUCACCCAAUUAGCCAUCGCCAAAUGGCUGAACCCGGACCCUUCGAGCAAAGUCGGCAAAGUCUCGACCACGAAUCCGAAGCGUGUCGUACAUAUAAGCAGCAUUGCCGGCCAAGCACCCAGCUUUUCGGCACCAUUGUACAUUGCGAGUAAGCAUGCGAUUAGUGGCUUUGUCCGAUCGAUGGCACAGCUUGAUACUCUUGGUAUAAGGGUCAACGGUGUUGCUCCCGGCGUGAUUAAAACACCGCUCUGGACCGAGCAUCCCGAGAAGAUGACCAUGAUCGACGAGGCUCGUGACAAGUGGGUCGAGCCUGAAGAGGUUGCCGAAGCUAUGCUGCGCUGUUGCGAGGACGACGAAGUGGUUGGUGGCUACAUCAUGGAGGUCUCCAAGGGCAAGACGAGGCAUGUGGACUGGAGGAAUGAUCCAGGUCCCAGUGGCGAGGGCAACACUGCGAGCAAUUCUGCUAAUACUAUCGCGGAAGUGUUCGGAUGGUUAGGCGAGGAUGGAUGGGGCGUUGUGAAGGGUGGCGGGAAAAGGAAGCGGGAGAACGGCGAUGUGGGGAGGAAGCCGUAG